Hevea brasiliensis (rubber tree) is the source of this 2034-nucleotide messenger RNA. Its product is annotated as wall-associated receptor kinase-like 1. Lineage: Eukaryota; Viridiplantae; Streptophyta; Magnoliopsida; Malpighiales; Euphorbiaceae. The coding region runs from base 1 to 2034 and encodes 677 amino acids. Gene Ontology annotation, molecular function: polysaccharide binding; protein serine/threonine kinase activity; ATP binding. The record is from RefSeq and is a predicted model, not a curated record. Gene Ontology annotation, cellular component: plasma membrane. Gene Ontology annotation, biological process: protein phosphorylation; cell surface receptor signaling pathway. The transcript is spliced from 4 exons.
AUGGUUUCCUCGUUGCACUGGUCUCAAUUCAUUUUCCUAGCAUUGCUAAUGGGAGAAAUAGCAGCAGCAACAACACCUGCGGCAAAGCCUGGCUGUCCAUCCCGAUGUGGGAAUGUGGACAUUCCAUACCCUUUUGGUAUGGGAGCCAAUAAAUCUUGUUAUUUUGAUGAAUGGUUUAAGAUUGACUGCAACACAACUAGCAACUCUACUAGAGCUUUCCUCGGCAAAAUCAACCUGGAGGUACUGAAUUUUUACUAUGAAAACUUCACUGUACGUGUUAACAGUCCCAUAAUUUCCUCCAAAUAUUGCACUGGUGGGAAAACAGGCCGAGCCGUGAAUUUGAUUGGAAGUCCUUUCAGCUACGCUGAUGAGAAGAAUUCAUUCUUCGCAUUAGGCUGCACCAACCCUUUUUUACUGACCUUUACUAAGACAGACCUUGUAGGCCUCUACAAGAAUCCUUGCCUUGGCAGGGACUGCUAUCAGGUCACAAUACGAUCGCCACUUCAGGAAUUUAAUUUAAGUUUUGUAGAUGAUAAUGAAAAAGGCAGAGAGAGAUGCAGGAGAGCUUUUAUGGUUGAAAAUGAAUGGAUUUUGUCCAAGGUCGAAGAUCCUUAUGAAAAAGUACGAGACAGAUAUUAUGUUCCUGUUAUUCUGGAGUGGAGUAUGAGCCCUGGGAUGUGGUUCCAUAUAUCCCCCAUUGUUCUUGAUGCCAUGUUUGACAUUGAUGAAUGCCAAUACCCAGAAGUAAAGAAACGUUGCCGUGGGACAUGUUGGAAUACGCGGGGAUCACACAAAUGUCAUCACCAUAAACACUGGAUUACGAUUUUAGUUAUCAGUGUCGUCUUUGGAGUAUUGCUUCUGGUUACUGGGAUAUGGUGGUUUAAAAAAUGUAUGAAAAGAAGAAACAACAUUAAGCGCAAAGAGAAAUUCUUCAAAAGGAAUGGAGGGUUACUGUUACAUCACCAACUUUGUUCAAGUCAUGGCAAUGUUGAGAAGGCAGAAAUAUUCAGUUUAAAAGAGUUGGAGAAGGCAACAGAUCAGUUUAAUGUAAACAGAAUUUUAGGUCAAGGCGGUCAAGGAACUGUUUAUAAAGGAAUGCUUGUGGACGGAAGAAUUGUUGCAGUUAAAAAAUCAAAGAUGAUAGAUGAAGCACAACUUGAAGAAUUCAUUAAUGAAGUUAUAAUUCUUUCUCAGAUUAAUCACAAGAAUGUGGUAAAGCUCCUUGGUUGUUGCUUGGAGACGGAGGUUCCUCUGCUUGUCUAUGAAUUCAUCCCCCAUGGAACUUUACAUCACUACCUCCAUGAACAAAAUAUGGAGUUUCAAUUGUCAUGGAAGAUGCGUCUACGCAUUGCCAUAGAAGUUUCAGGGGCCCUUUCCUACUUACACUCAGCAGCAUCUAUACCCAUUUAUCAUCGAGAUAUCAAGUCAACAAACAUUCUCUUGGAUCAAAAGUACAGAGCUAAAGUAUCAGAUUUCGGAACAUCAAGAUGUAUUGCUAAUGAUCAAACUCAUGUCACCACUGAUGUACAUGGAACCUUUGGAUACUUAGAUCCUGAAUACUUCCAAUCAAGCCAAUUUACAGAAAAGAGUGAUGUUUAUAGUUUUGGGGUAGUUCUAGUCGAGUUGUUGACUGGACAAAAACCUGUUUCUGAGACCAAGUCACGAGAAGGAAUUGGUUUAGCUGCACAUUUCAUUGUUUCCAUGGAGAAAGACCAAGUGUUUUCUAUAAUUGAUCCUCGAAUUAUGAUAGUUGAUGAUUGUGUUAAAGAGGAAAUUCUGAUAGUUGCUAACCUUGCAAAAAGAUGCUUGAAAUUAAAUGGAAAGAAACGACCUACAAUGAAAGAAGUAACAUUAGAGUUGGAGGGGAUUCGAAUUUCUCAAAAGAAUUUGAAUGUUCAACAAAAUAAUAAAGAAGGAAUUGAAUCCAUUAUCUAUGAUGCUUCUUCUGUUUCAAGUAGCUCGAGUUUUGGUGGGGUUAAAGCUUUUUCCAUAGACAUUGAAACAGAGUCGUUGGCUUGUAACCAAACUUGGUGA